Messenger RNA from Scomber scombrus (Atlantic mackerel), 4447 nucleotides. RefSeq names its product diacylglycerol O-acyltransferase 1a (gene dgat1a). Lineage: Eukaryota; Metazoa; Chordata; Actinopteri; Scombriformes; Scombridae. The record is from RefSeq and is a predicted model, not a curated record. The coding region runs from base 91 to 1659 and encodes 522 amino acids. The transcript is spliced from 17 exons. Gene Ontology annotation, biological process: triglyceride biosynthetic process. Gene Ontology annotation, molecular function: diacylglycerol O-acyltransferase activity. Gene Ontology annotation, cellular component: endoplasmic reticulum membrane.
UAGAGCUGUUGGGAGAAAUAGGGAGCCGGUGACAGCAGUCUGACCAGCGAUGUCAGGCAGGUAAAAGCUGCGUGACUGAACCCCGCAGAAAUGAGUGACAGAACCGAGAUGAGAGGGCCCACAAGCCGCAAGAGGAGAACGACCAUCUCAGGCGGCGGCGUGAAGCAAGCGAACGGGAGCAAGUGGCACGAAGCUGCGGAGAAACCUCCACAGUGUCCCGGUAAAGCGAAACCAGACGAGGUGUCCAAACAUGCAAGCAACAACGGGAAGGUGAGCAGAGAGACGGGGAUGUCAGAGCAGCAGCAGCAGCAGCAGCUCCCACACAGUCCGAAGAAACAGAGGACUAUUGUGGAAGAUCUUAAUGGGAGACUCAGCUGUCACGUCCUCCAGGAGUCUCUUCUGAGCUCAGCCAGUGGCUACAGUAACUACAGGGGAAUCCUCAACUGGUGUGUUGUCAUGCUGGUGCUGAGUAAUGCACGCCUCUUCUUAGAGAACAUUAUAAAGUAUGGCAUCCUGGUAGAUCCUAUCCAAGUAGUGUCUCUCUUCUUGAAGGACCCCUAUAGCUGGCCAGCUGCAUGCCUCAUCAUCGUGUCUAAUAUGUUCAUCUUAGCAGCCUUAUACACAGAGAGACGUCUGGCUGUGGGUACCAUCUCAGAAAAUGUAGCACUGAUGCUUCACAUUUUUAGCCUGACAGCCCUGUUGAUUUUUCCCUCAUUUGUUGUACUCACUGUGACCUCGAUGACCCCAGUGGGUGGUGUCCUCUCCUUAGGAGUCUACACAGUGCUGUUUCUCAAGCUGUACUCAUACCAAGACACCAACAGGUGGUGUCGAGAAAUCAGACAAGCCAAAGCCAAGAAACUAACACGAUCAUACUCAUGUCCGUCGGUGGCGCAGUCCAAUGGUUCGGCCGUUCAUGCUCAUGUCUCCUACCCAGGCAACCUCACCCACAGAGACAUAUACUACUUUGUCUUUGCCCCAACUCUCUGCUACCAGCUCAACUUCCCACGGUCAUCUCGAAUACGCAAAAGUUUCCUGAUUAGAAGACUAUUUGAAAUGCUUUUCUUCAUGCAGCUGUUGGUGGGAUUAAUACAGCAGUGGAUGGUUCCCACCAUACAGAACUCAAUGAAACCAUUUCAGGAAAUGGACUUUUCUAGGAUGGUGGAGCGUCUGCUGAAGCUAGCUGUACCCAACCAUCUGAUAUGGUUAAUAUUCUUCUAUUGGUUUUUUCACUCUUCUAUGAACUUUAUGGCAGAGCUAAUGCAGUUCGGAGACAGAGAGUUUUACAAAGACUGGUGGAACUCUGAGAGUGUCACUUAUUUUUGGUCCAACUGGAACAUCCCAGUUCACAAGUGGUGCCUCAGACACUUCUAUAAGCCAAUGUUGAAGAAGGGUGUGAACAAGUUAUUGGCUCAAACUGCCGUCUUCAUUGCGUCUGCCUUCUUCCAUGAGUACUUGGUGAGUGUUCCCCUGAAGAUGUUCAGACUCUGGGCCUUUAUGGGUAUGAUGGCUCAGGUCCCUCUGGCUUGGUUUGUGGGUCGCUUUCUGACUGGAAACUACGGCAACGCUGCCGUGUGGAUCUCAAUCAUCAUUGGCCAGCCUAUCGCUGUGUUGAUGUAUGUCCAUGACUACUAUGUCAUUCAUUAUGGGAGCACCACAUAAUGCUGGACAAACACACAUGCCAAACAUAAACAUGCCCAUGUCAUGUUGUACACACACAUAGACGAACACACGCCAGCCUGCAGGACAACUCAAUGAGUGAAUGUAGAGCAAGUUAAGGUGACGAUGAUGGAAAGUGCUGCUAACCUGUCAGAAAACCGCAGCGACAGCAGGAAAAUUGUUUGCAACGUCUCGAUGUUUGCACUUAAGAGAACUGGACCACAAUAUGUCAGGAAAUGAUCUUGGAUAUUUGAACACCAGGAGAAGUGUUUGUUUUAAAGUUGUAUUCCACUGGAUCUGACUCUCAAGCAAUAUUUGCUCACCUCCAGUCACUUCUAGUUCUCAUUAUCCAGCAUUCAACUUAAAACGUGCGAUCCUGGACCCUAAGUGAAAUACGACUUGGACCUCUGUUAUAAUUAGUGAUGUCUCGCUGAUAGAUUUGUUAGAAAUAUGACUUUAUCUCAUACUGAGCCUGUUAUGAACUUACAUGCACUUAAAUGCAUUUAAGAGUGACAACACAGCUGAAAACCAAGCACUCCUCCUGAGUUAGGAAUUUUUGAAAAGGCACACGCCAUCAUGUGCAACAAAUGUGAAACACUGCCCAGUGUCAAAAUGAUGUUUCUAUAUCAGAAGUCACACUUUGCUUGUAGUGAGCCAGAUAAAAAGUUUAAGUUUUGGUUUAAAAUUUACUCUUGCACAUUUCAGAUGUCUGUAGGUCUUCAAAAUGACUACAAUGACACAUUUUUGCAUGUCAUUUGUCAAAUAUUAGAGAUUUAUAUAAAAAUAAUUUGUAAAAAAAAAAAAAAAAGGCAGGAAACUGAAGGAAUAAAGGUGGGAGAAAUAUAAAAACUAAAGGAUUAAGGGUAAAAAUACGUUUUUGGGACUGCAUUUGUACAGAUAUGGGACCUACAGGCAGCCUGUCCUCCUCUCCUGUUUCUACUACAAACAUCAAUGCAAGCAAAUAGUGUAACAAUACAUGCUACGGGUGUGUUAUUUGCCUUGGAUUUAAUGUCUUUACUGUGUUGCAUUUGAGCUUGCAGAUGAUUUAUUUUAUACUUUAUAUACUUUUUAUUUGUCAGUAUGACGGUCUGCAGUUAUGUUGUGCCAGCUUGAAAUGAAUAUUUAGGUUGUAUUUUAUUCUAAAUCAAUGAUUUAAUGCACUAGGUGAUUUAUUGAUUUGAACCAAUGCAAUCUUUUUGCACUUUAAGGAGAUGCAUGCUGUCGAUUGAAGCAAUAGAUUUAUGUUCUAUCAAUUAUGAUAGGCAAAUUUGCUGUAUUGAAAUAAUUUGCUUGUUACGUUUCGUUAUUGUAUGCAGUCGACUCAAUUUCAGUUUAUGUAGAAUUAAAACAGCAGCUGCAGUAGUAAGAAUAAGAAACUCAAACAGCCUUUUUUGCAAAAGGAGUCACAGUAUUCAAAUCUCUCAAGUUUUUCUGGGUUGGUCUGAAAUUUAUUUCAACCUGACACUGUUGCCAAUAUGAUUAUUGCCAUAAAGUACUUAAUAUAGGAAGAUGUUUUGUUGUUUGACUUUUGUUUUUCAAAUAUGCAUUGACAGCUAAGUGGACAUGUUUAAUUGGAGGCUUUUCUUUUUUCUUCUUUCCUCAUUGAUCACAUUUCAGGGAAAACUGUUGUUAAAAGUGUAACACCAGUUGUGAGAAAGACCAUGCUGGCAUUCCUUAUUGAAAAUAACAAGUGCCUGCUGUAAAAAAAAUAUGCUUAAAGAAAACAUUCACGCCAAAUAUUUCUAACAGGAAAUACCUUAACCUUAUUUUUUGUAGCCAAAUAACUCAGUGUUAACAUGGUGAUGAGAUAUUUGAAAACACACAGCAAGACCUACUGCCCUGAGUUCAAACCCAUGUCCAAAUACAGUUUAACCCACAAGUGUAAAACGGUUUUCAAACGUUAAUUUUAAAACCGUAAGCAAGAUGCUAUUUUGAGCCUUAUGUAAGAGUCACGAAUAUACAGCAUCUCAUCACUUUAUUGGCAGCUUUAAUAUCUGAGUUAAUUUGAUCCACUUUUAUCUAGAAAUAUGAGCCAAUAUAGGGUGUAUUUUAUAAACAAGACAUUUGUUCUUUUUUUUUGUUUAAGCCUUGUGACAGGAACCACAGAGUGAACAUUUGAGGAUGAUUCUGAGGUAGCAGAUGUAGCAAAGAUUUCCUCAGUACUGUAAUUACAGCUGGUGUAUCUGUGCCAGGAACUGCUGUGGUUCAUCAUGUUCUUUAUAGUUGGAUAGUAGGACUAAAACACUAAGCAACUGGCGUGAGUGUGUGUGUGGUCAGGGAAACUCUGCUUGUACAUGAGAGCUUCAUGUAACGUGGAAAUUCAACCAGUUUCAAUAAGGUGAUAUUCAUUGGUAAACUGUGAAAAGAAAUGUGGCUAGCUGUUGUCUAGGAAAAAUGUAUUUAAAUUUAGUUGUUUACUUUUAAUACAGCCUUUUUUUUUUCUUUUUUUUUUUGUGGUGAGAUUUCUGAAUAUGAAGUGACAGCUAUGCUUGAGUGUCAAUGUGUUUUCACCUGAAGCCAAACACUUCCUGUCUAUCUCAUUACUGUGUUGAAUCUGUGAACAUGAGUUUAAGCUGAAGCUUUAAGUUGAACCAUCUUUUAAGAGUUGAUUUUUUUGAGAUUGAAUGAUUAUGUAAUGCAACACAUUAAAUGAAUGUAUGACAUUUGAUCACAAUGAAUAAAGAAAUUGUGAAGGGAAACAAAGACUAUAUGUUUUGGGAAUGCAAAUAAUUUUCAUAGCCUUUCACUUGAAAUUAUUUGUGUUGUUUGAUAAAGAUUGUUUAUAUUCUAC